AUGGCAGAACAGGCUGUGCCCACGGCCAUUGCUGCCGAGGACGAGGCUGCUAAGGCGGUCGCGUCUCUCACGAUCGGCGGAGAGAACGUUGAGAAGGAUGCUGCUCAUCGGUCUCACGAUCCCAGCAGCAACCAGAAGCGGACGGACCCGUUCAUGUUUGGCCAGCGGUUCCUCACAGAAGAGGACAACGUGUUUGAGUACAACGCGUGGGACCAUGUCGAGACGGACGACGCAUUCAAGGAGUAUGCAGAGAAGCAGUACGAGCUGCAGCGGCAGUCACCGGUGUCUGACUUUGACAAGACUCGUUUCAAUGGCGACCCGGCCAAGUGGUGGAAUCUUUUCUACAAGAACAACACGGCCAACUUUUUCAAGGACCGCAAGUGGCUGCAGCAAGAGUUCCCCAUCCUAGACCGUAUGUGUGAGCCGGACGCCGGCCCGUCCACCAUUCUCGAGAUCGGUGCGGGUGCGGGCAACACGGCCUUCCCCAUCCUGAAGCGUAACCAGAACCCACAGCUGCGGAUCCACGCAUGCGACUAUUCCAAGACGGCCGUGCAGGUGAUGCGCACGCACGAGGCGUACGACACCCGCUUCAUGCAGGCCGACGUGUGGGACGUCACGGGCACGGGCGAGCAGUCGCUGCCGCCCGGCCUCGCGCCAGCGUCGGUCGAUGUGGCCAUCAUGGUCUUUAUCUUCUCGGCGCUGGCGCCGGGGCAGUGGGAGCAGGCUGUGGCCAACGUGGCGCGCGUAGUGAAGCCGGGCGGUCUCGUGCUCUUCCGCGACUACGGGCGCGGCGAUCUGGCCCAGGUUCGCUUCCGCAAGGGCCGGUAUCUGGAAGAGAACUUUUACAUUCGUGGCGACGGGACGCGGGUGUACUUUUUUGAGCAGGACGAGCUGGUGAAGAUCUGGACAGGAGUGGGAGGUGCAGAGGAUGGGGAUGAGUCUGAGUCUGACGUAGGCAAGACGGCCGGUCUGUUUGAGCUCGAGAAAAUGGGCGCAGACCGGCGACUGAUUGUCAACCGGGCGAUGAAGCUCAAGAUGUACCGCUGCUGGCUGCAAGGACGCUUCCGCAGGCUAUAA
Messenger RNA from Grosmannia clavigera kw1407, 1077 nucleotides. RefSeq names its product actin-binding protein. NCBI's taxonomy places the organism in Eukaryota, Fungi, Ascomycota, Sordariomycetes, Ophiostomatales, Ophiostomataceae. Gene Ontology annotation, molecular function: tRNA (cytidine-N3)-methyltransferase activity. The record is from RefSeq and is a predicted model, not a curated record. The transcript has 2 exons. Bases 1 to 1077 code for a protein of 358 amino acids.